This is a messenger RNA of Cuscuta europaea, 972 nucleotides long. NCBI's taxonomy places the organism in Eukaryota, Viridiplantae, Streptophyta, Magnoliopsida, Solanales, Convolvulaceae. The record is from the annotation of a GenBank genome assembly.
GGGACAACCAUUAGCCAAGAGUUGCUACUGAUGUCAUUCUCCAGUCGUUGCCAGAAUCAUAUGAUGGUUUCAUCAUGAAUUUCAACAUGCACAACCUGGAGAAGACAUUGAAUGAGCUUCAUGGAAUGUUGAAAACGGUUGAGCAGAACAUUGUUAAGAAAAGGAAGAAUGAUGUUCUAGUGGUUCAAAAGGGAAAGGGUUUCAAGAGACAUGGAACUAAGAAAGGAAAGGGCAAGGGCAAAACUCCAGUUAAGAACUGGAAAAACAACAAGGUGAAAUCUGAGCCCAAGCCCAAUCCACAAGUUGAAAUGUUAUGCUUCCACUGCAAUGAAAAGGGUCAUUGGAAGAGGAACUCUAAGAAAUACCUUGAGGAAAAGAAGGGAAUGAAUUCUUCUAAAUCAGGGGUUAAAAAGGAGUAGGAAGCUAGCUAAAGGGGAAGUGGACCUACGAGUUGGAAAUCGAGCAAAAGUUGCCGCUUUAGCCGUAGGGACACUCGAAAUACCUUUGCCUUCAGGACUUAUUUUAGAAUUGAAUAAUUGCUACCAUGUACCUUCGUUUAGCAGAAACAUUAUUUCUAUUUCCUUGUUGGACAAGGAAGGUUUUGAAUUUAACUUUAAGAACAAUAGUUGUUCGUUUUCUAAGAAUAAUGUGCACUAUGGUUUUGGCCAAUUAUUGGAUGGUCUUUACAUUCUAAAUCUUGAAAUAGAUAUCUAUAACGUAAGUAGUAAGAGAAUCAAGUCUGAUGAUUCUAAUCCUACUCUUCUAUGGCAUUGUCUCUUAGGCCACAUAAAUGAGAAACGCUUACAGAAGCUCCAUAAAGAUGGUCUUCUAAGUUCAUUUGACUUCCAGUCUCUUGAACGUUGUGAAUCCUGUUUAUUGGGAAAGAUGACUAAGAGUCCAUUCAUUGGUAACAACGAAAGGGCAAGUGAUCUUUUGGGACUCAUUCAUACCGAUGUAUGUGGACCACUAAAC